CGUAGGUAAUACCGUAGGCAUAAUGUCACCGUUCUGUGGCCUGAGUGUGGUUUAGUGAACGCAAAACUGCGUCCGGACCAUUUCACAUCAGUGAGAAUAACUUGUUUCCGACAAUUACGAAAGAAAGCCGGGACGAAUUCUCGUUCACCAUUCAUCUGUCAGACUGCCACGAAACAAACUUCGUAAAAUUGCCUGCUGCAUUGUCGGGUAAAUUUAGUAUUUAUUUUAAAAUAACUCACAAAUUCAGUAAUUCAUAAUGAUAAAUUUUCGUCAUGCAAUAGGCUUUACCCUUCACCCAAUGAUCUUGUCAGUUUUUUGUCGAGUACUUUUUCGUGUCGAGCCAAAGGUUAUCAAGAAACAAGUACUGUACGUUCAGGUGACCGUAUGGCAUGUUACAAUGAAAUAUAGAUUAACAUGAAAACAAGCCAUUUGGGAGAAAAGAAUGAUUGGCAAUGUCCAAUGUAUAAUUGGCAAAAGUAUAAUUUAUUAUAAAGAUAGGAAAAAACGCUAUGUCAUUAUUACUACCUUAUUACUGUGUACCAUGAACCAUGGCCUAGUUUUUAUGGAAUUAUGGGCUCUGUGGCUCGAAGAUUUCAUUCCUGCACGAGCAUAUUCUACAAUGGUAUCGGCUAUCGCAACAGCUCCUCUCUUUGUUUGGACAAAUCAUGUAUAAAGUUAUUACAGAUUUGAAAAGUUUAUUGAGUAGUAUCAAAAUGGUUUCAACGCAACCUGGAUGUAGUAGUCUUCAUUAUUCUCUGCCAUUGCCAUUAUAUUCCCUACAAGACGAAGUACUGCUGAACAUCUGCCACGUUGGCGGAAUUAUUUAAAGCCUUCGAAGUUCGAACCGAAGAUUCCGAGCAUCAAAGGGUGAGCAGCGUUUUCACAAAUUAUAUUGAUUUAAAUGGCUGCAUUUGAAGAAGACGAUAGCUUUCUUUUGCGGUCGACAAACAGAGAUUUGCUCUCCGCUGUUUUUAAAGAUAGUAUUCCAGAUAAUUGGAGAGAUAAUCCAGAUUUUACCUUCUACCUGUCAGAACUCAGCUCAUCAAACUUGGACCGUUUGGUUUCAGAACCUGAGAGACUAUCAGAGGAACGUUCCCAGCUGUUGGAGCAGACACAGGAUCUUGCAUUUAAUAACUAUAAAACCUUCAUUAAAACAGCUGAUUGUUCAAGAGAAAUUUUUCAAGAUUUUAUUCAUGUAGAAACACAAGUUGACUCCUUAUUAGAUGCACUGCCAUCUUUUAUUGAUAAAUGUAAACGAUUCCAGGAUGCUGGACAAGAAAUUAACUCGCGACGUUACUCCAAUUCUAUGAUACUUGGUAGACACACUCAGUUGCUUGAAGUACUAGAAAUCCCACAGUUAAUGGAUACAUGUGUACGAAAUGGUUACUACGAGGAAGCUCUGGAACUGUCCACGUUUGUGAAGCGGCUGGAAAAGAGAUUUUCCAACAUCACUGUCAUCAAGAACAUCAUUUCGGAUGUAUUCGCUUCGAGUCAACUAAUGCUUAUUCAAUUGUUGCAACAACUGAGAACUAACAUACAGUUGCCACAGUGUUUGCGGAUAAUUGGUUACUUGCGAAGACUCGAUGUGUUCUCUGAAACUGAACUGAGAAUGAAAUUCUUGCAAGCCCGAGAUAGUUGGUUAUCGAGUGUUUUGUCUGCCAUACCUCGCGAUGAUCCAUACCACCAUAUCAGUAAAACUAUCGAGGCUAGUCGAGUACAUUUGUUCGAUAUUAUAACUCAGUACAGAGCAAUUUUCUCUGACGACGAGCCUGGCAUACUUGGUGAUGAUGAGGAUAGUUCAGCGAACAGCAGCUUGUUUCAUGCCUGGAUUGUACAAAAGAUAUCCGCGUUUUUGUCCACGUUACGUGAUGAUCUCAAGAGAGGUGUUGGAAACAGAUCGGAUUCGUUGCUGGGACAAUGCAUGUACUUUGGAUUAUCCUUCAGUAGAGUCGGGGCAGACUUUCGCGGGUUGUUAGCUCCUCUUUUCCAAGAGGCUUCAUUCUCUUCAUUCUCUUCAGCAAUGGAUGUUGCCACGCAAAGCUUCAAAGAGACGAUGAAUGGCUACCACCCUGUUUCCUUUUCUUCGACACUAACAUCGACUAUUUUGGGCUCAACACCAAGCAAGACGAAAACGUCAGACGAGAAUAUAUCACCGCCAAUUGUGCUGUUAGAGCACCCACCAUUGGCAUCAUUUACAAAUGCUGUUCUGGCUGCACUGAAUGAUCUUCGACUUUGUGCCCCACUUGGCAUCGCUCAUUCUGUCAAGAUGUGUGUGGAAAACUCUCUCAGCCUUGUUGUUGCCGAGACAACAUCGUUUUACCGCGCGGAGGAAACUGCCUUGACCAGCGAAGAGAAGGAACUAUUCCAGAAAUUUUGUGUAGUCCUAGCAAAGGCACUCGUGCCGUAUCUGAACAGAUGCGUGCAAACACUAUUUUCAUCAAAACCAAUAGGAAAUACUAAAAAUGUGUCCUCGUUCAUUUCCAUGGAUGCUGACAAACUUAUUGCACCGUUGUUGCCAAUGAUGCCGAACACUGCACCGGAGCCCACUGUGGACGCCGAAAUCAAGCCUGAUGAAGAGACUGAGCCCAUUUCGAAAGAAGAAACGACUGAAAACCACCAUGUUCCUAUUGACGAACCAAAUUCUGAUGAUAUCAGUAAUAACGAGAAAACAUGACAGUUGAAGCAGACAUGUACACAAAGAUCAAAAGACGACAAUGCAAAAGUCACGGUAAAUUAAAGUAUCCUGUGCACAGCCAUUCAAAAAAGCCGACAAAUUCAAGAACCAUGCAAGUAAGAUUUUUCUAUGUUUUCGAAGUCUGGUCAUUUGAUUCUUGUACGCAUGCCUUGAGUCUUUUACGUAUGCACAUGUAUGUGUCAAUAAUAUUACUCUAAAAAUGUUUUUGCUCACUGCGCUAAAUUUUUACAAAUAUCAACCAUCACUAUAUUUGCAAAAUGAAGGUAGUGCAAAAUACCCACCAGCUAGAUAUUCUCGUAUUGUGAUUUGUGAUCACAAUAUAUCUAAAUGAUAAUUUGAUGUUAAAACCAUGAGAAAGUACUAUAUUGUUUUGAGAAUUUUUCUUAUAAAGCGUCGCCGCUUCAAUUCUGCUCUAACCUAGCGACCAGGAACAGAUUUUUUGUGGCCUUAGUAGGAGUAACCAACACAUCUCUGAAAUCAAUUGGCUUGGCCAUACAAUGUUUAGUAUUUAUUUAUCACCUAAAAAUUUUAAAUUUCAUUCUAACGUUUAGUAGGAAAGGAGAGGUUUACAAUUAUGCUGAUCGCGUAAUUUACUGUAUAUAAUAUAUAUACAGUAUAUAGGGGCUUUUUAACCGCAAUCCAAAUAACGCGAUACCUAAAUAACGACAUGCACUGGAGUUCAAGAUUUAUAUAUUAUAGGGAAGAAAAUCUUAAAUUACCUAUAUGUGCAUCAUGCAUGAUGUAAAUUGUAAAUUGAAAAAACUACUGUAAGUAUCGGUAUAUAUAUAUUUGCAAUCAUGGCGAUUUUUUAACAUUGACUUUUUCAUAUUUAUAUAUAUAACAAAAGACGAUUAUUCACAGUGAGUGAUGUUUUAUUGCAUGCAUGUGUACGCGAAUAUUGUAUUGUAAAAUUUUUAGAAUUAGUGCAAAAAGGUGCAUUGCCGUUUACAUAAAAACAUUGUAAUUUACAAUACAAUUUUACUGUUGCAUAUAUAUUACACAACUUUUUGCAACUGUA
Dendronephthya gigantea is the source of this 3713-nucleotide messenger RNA. RefSeq names its product conserved oligomeric Golgi complex subunit 8-like. Gene Ontology annotation, cellular component: COG complex. The transcript is spliced from 10 exons. NCBI's taxonomy places the organism in Eukaryota, Metazoa, Cnidaria, Anthozoa, Malacalcyonacea, Nephtheidae. The record is from RefSeq and is a predicted model, not a curated record. Gene Ontology annotation, biological process: intra-Golgi vesicle-mediated transport. The coding region runs from base 902 to 2674 and encodes 590 amino acids.